Messenger RNA from Andrographis paniculata, 572 nucleotides. RefSeq lists its product as uncharacterized. NCBI's taxonomy places the organism in Eukaryota, Viridiplantae, Streptophyta, Magnoliopsida, Lamiales, Acanthaceae. The coding region runs from base 39 to 542 and encodes 167 amino acids. The record is from RefSeq and is a predicted model, not a curated record. The transcript is spliced from 2 exons.
CUCUUUUUCUCUCUCUAAAGUCUAAACAGAAAGAAGGCAUGAAUCUCUGCAAGAAAUUCCGAGCUACUGCAAUGGCGGUGGUCUUGUUGAUUUCAGCCAUCUCUGUAGCGGCGACGGCGGAAAUCGGAAGCAGCUCCGGCGAGAGGCCUCCGGCGAUACAAAAGGCGGCGUUCGCCCGGUGGCUGGUGCGGCGGAGCUCGUGGGGCGUGUUGAGCACGCUCAACUCUACCGGCGGCGAUCCUUUCGGAAAUGUGAUGUCGUACAGCGACGGCAACGGCACCGGAGUCCCUUACUUCUACCUCACCGUCAAACUCGACCCCACCGGCGCCUUCGCCGUCAACAACCCACGCGCCUCCCUCACCGUUGCCGAGUACGCGCUCGGCUCCUGCGGCUCCGGCGCAGAUCCUCAGUCGCCUCUCUGCUCCAAAAUCACCCUCUCCGGCAAGAUGGAAUUACUGCUCGAUGAUUCACCGGAAGCUGCAAAGGCCAAAGAAUAUUUAUUUAAAGAUCAUCCUAAACUAAGUGGUAAUUUUUACAAUUAGCUGUUCUCUAUUAUAAUUAAAUAAUUAAGA